Messenger RNA from Salarias fasciatus (jewelled blenny), 3495 nucleotides. RefSeq lists its product as uncharacterized. The coding region runs from base 1 to 1023 and encodes 340 amino acids. The record is from RefSeq and is a predicted model, not a curated record. NCBI's taxonomy places the organism in Eukaryota, Metazoa, Chordata, Actinopteri, Blenniiformes, Blenniidae. The transcript is spliced from 3 exons.
AUGAAUCUGCAGCUAUCGUCGAAGCAGAGUUCAGCUACUUUUAACUGUCAUUUGUGUCCAAGCACCUCCAUAGGAUCAGCACAAGAAUAUUUUUGUCACAUCAAUAACCAUCUGAAGAACCAUGAGACUGUGAAUUGUGUGUUUCAAGGCUGUUCUUUCCAGACUAAUAUUUAUGGUACUUACAAGUCCCACAGAAGUAGAAAACACACCCCUUAUUCUCUUAAAGAUUUUAAAGUAGGCAUCAUAAACACUAGUGGAGCAGAACAUUUAGCAGAUGGUGACGUUGAUAAUUCAGCUCGAUGUGGUGAGUGUGAUGUCGAUUCAGAUAGUGAUAUAGAAACUGAAACAGAAGAACUGCAUUUAUUCAAGACUAUAGAACUGAAAUUAGGAUCUCUUUUACUAAAACUUGAAAACUAUUUCCAUGUUCCACGCACAGCAAUAGAUGAACUGCUCGCUGAAUUGCAUUAUUGGAUAGGAUCUGCGUCAGUGCCAAUAUCAAAUGAAGCAAUUGAAGAAACUCUCAGAAAUCACAAUGUCUCUGUUGACCAGACAGUGAUUAAAGAAUUGACUGCUGCAUUAUCUUCAUGUAACCCAUUGUUAAAAAGUAUAGCAAAGGAUGGUCCCCUCGCUACUGCUCAUAAACGCAGGAAGUAUUACAAAGAAAAAUUUGACAUUGUCGAUCCAGUAGAGUAUAUUCUUGACUCAAAAACAAAACAAACCUUCCAGUAUAUUCCUGUUCUUAAAACGUUAGAGCAGUUACUCAAAAAGAAAGAUAUUCUCAACAAAGUUGUUGAGAGUCACUCAGAUCAACAAUCGGUACAUGGGGAGUAUAGAUGUUAUCAAGAUGGUUGUCACUUCAAAAAUAAUGUGUUUCUCUCAGGUGAGGAAUUAAGACUGUCAUUGUACCUCUACAUAGAUGACUUUGAAAUUUGCAAUCCCUUAGGGACGCCACGAAAAAAACAUAAACUUUGUGGUGUUUAUUGGAUUUUAGGGAACUUGCUGCCAGUUUGUCAGUCAUCAUGAACUCAUUUUAUCUUGCAUUGCUUUGUAAAAGUGAAGAUGUGAGAACAUUUGGUUAUAAAAAAAUAUUUGAACCUUUCCUGCGUGAUAUUGUCACAUUAGAGCAACAGGGAAUUUUCAUUGGUCAUCUGGGAACAUUCAUCAGAGGUACUGUUGUGUGUGUCGUGGCCGACAACCUUGGAGCGCAUGGAUUAGCUGGGUUCGUGGAGAGUUUUUCUGGAGAUUUUGUCUGUCGGUUUUGUACUGCUACACGCAGUGAAAUUCAGUCACAGGAGGUCAAAGAGGGUGGCUUCAGUCUCAGAACGAAAGAACUACAUUGUGCACACGUAGCAAGUGCACGUGAACAAGGUAAACCCUGUUUUGGAGUCAAACCUACAUGUGCUUUAACUGAGAGCCUUUCAUUUUUUGAGGUUACAGCAGGUUUCCCCCCAGAUCGGGCACAUGGCCUUUUUGAGGAGAUAGUACCCGUUGAACUUGCUGAAUGCUUUGGAUUGCUUUUAGCUAAGAAGUACUUCACUUUUGACUGUUGAAAUGAUUUAAUUCAGGCUUUCCCAUACAAAUGGGGGGAUAAAAAAAAUCGGCCUCAGUUAUUGCCGCGUGCUUUCCACAUUAAGAGAAAUAUUGGUGGAAACUCGCACGAAAAUUGGUGUUUGUUAAGGCUAAUACCCCUGAUUGUUGGAAAAUUAAUUCCAGAAGACGAACCAGCUUGGCAGCUAAUAUUAGAUUUGAAGGAUAUUGUUGGUCUUGUUGUUUGCCCUGUACAUACGAAUGAGUCAACUGCAUACUUGGAGACUAAAAUAUCUGAGCACAGAUACCGGUAUUGCACACUCUUCCCUGAAAGAAAACUGCUACCAAAGCACCACUACCUGGAACAUUAUCCAGCACUAGUCCUUCUCUUUGGUCCACUCGUUUCUUUCUGGACUCUGAGGUUUGAAUCAAAGCACAGUUAUUUUAAACCAGUUGUGAGGCAUACCAACUGUUUUAAAAACAUAACACUGUCUUUGGCCACGGAACAUCAGCUCAUGAUUGCCCAUAGUUUGUUUUCAUCAAGCUGUGAAAAAAACUUUCUCGAGGUUGCAGGAGUCUCAACGGUUCCUCUUGAUGUCCUUAAAGAGGAAGUAGCAGAUGGCCUCCGUCAGAAGUACCCUGAUCUCAGUGUUGUUAAUCUGGCACAGAAUGUAUCUGUUGAUGGCAUCAGCUUCAGAAGUGGCAUGAUAAUAGUGCAUGGGUUUGUUGGUGGACUGCCAGACUUUGCCGAAGUUGUGCAGAUGUGUUUUGAAAGACCAACUUGUCUUCAUAGCAAAAAAAUGAAGCUCAUGGUACAGAGAGCACUACAGAUCCUUCGAGUUGGAUCCUUCUCCAAGAGAUGUGUGAUUGCCCACAGUCAGCUUGUGGAUCGUUGCCCCCUCUGUGAUUACAAAGUUGGCACUUUACGGAUGGUGACUUUGAAACGAUACAUACAUUCUUCAGAAUAAGAGUCGCAGGUGCACACAAUGUCUACUCCAGCAAAGCUUGGGAUUGUUCUCGGAGAAGAUAACUGUGUGAAGCUGACUUUGUCUUCUGGAAUACCGGACUCUGUGGACAGUCUUACAUUUGAAAUUCAGAAACAGUGUGGAAUUGAAGGACAGUUCAGACUGCAGUACAUGGACAGUGACUUCGACCAGUUUAUGAACCUGACUUCAACAGCAGAUAUCCAAGACAAAGGGACAUUAAAAGUAAUUCUACUGAAUGAUCAGUCAACACAGGCCUCCAGUCAGCAGAUGGAUGAUUCCUGUGUCGACACUGAUAUACUUUCAUCCUCUGAGUCAGCUGGGUCUCCAGCCUCAUCUCUAAGGCAUCAAGGCUGGCCAAGCAACUUCCCUAUUCCUCCGUUCUCUUACGAAGCAGAGAUGCAGCUGUCAAAGGCAAACCAGGAAUUCCUUGCUGAAGGCAAGCGGCUGAACCCAAGCUCCAAAGUCAGGUCAGACAUUCUGCAGGCCUUGGCUUCUGAAAUAAUGAAGUACACAACAGGAUACCCUACCUCUGCACAAUUAGACGAUGUUGCAGGAGCUUUGAUCCUUAAACAUCCAUGCUUAAAGGAACAGGGAUCUGUUACUGGAUACUACGGUUGGAAAAUAAGCUUGAAGUACAAAAUGGGCAACUUCUGUACGAAGCUGAGGAGCUUGGGAUGCCCAGAAAUGACCAUCAACUCCAUGAAAAACAGACAGCCUGGUAGCUCCUCAAGUCCGAACCAAGUGAAGAAACCCAGGAGAGCCGAGGUCAAUUUCUGCCCUCUUUACCCAGCUGGAGAAGACAUAGAGUCUUGAGAAGGAGCGAGUGGAACUGCUAUCUGAGGUCAAGAAAAGGAACAAUCGUCAGGUGAUAAAAGAGAAAAUGGUGAAAACCUUUGCUCAUCAGUGGCAUGAAGUGGUUCAAGACAUGCCCUUCAUCGCAGAAUUCAAAAGUAGAUGGCCGGCUCUCUUUAUGGAAGAUGAG